AUGAACUUCAAAUAAUAACAAAGUUUAUCUAAAAUAAAAUCUAAUAAGACAUUGCUCUUUAAAGGUGAUAAAAUAAAAGUAAAUAAAACAAAAUCUAUUCCAAAUACUCCCACAUCAUCUAAACUCUAACAUAUAGGUUCACAUGCAAGAAUUCAUACUGUGAUUGAAUCAGAAAAUAAGGAAAAAAUACUCGAACCUAACAAUAAAAGAAUUACUCGAAUAUAAUAAAUAUCUCUUGAUUCUGAACCUAAACAUCUCUUUAGAAAAGCUAGUUAAUUAACUAUAUAAAGUGAUUCAGAUUUAGCCAAUUUUAUUCAAAUUUAAACUACUAGAACAACAAGAGAACUUAAAUUGGAAAAAUAGAAUGAUAUAAAAACACCUAACAAAUUUUUUAUUGGAAAAGAACAAAAAAUCAAUAAAUUCUAAGAAUGCGAGUCUUAAAAGAAUAAUAAGAUUUUGGAUUUACUUUUAUUAAAUACAUAAUAAUUGAAAGAUAUUUUCUAGAAAACAAAAGAACCUCAGAUUAGAUAAAAACCAAAAAUCAAUAAUAUUAAAGGAUUUCCAUCUGAUUUCUUUUCUAUAUAAUGA
This is a messenger RNA of Paramecium pentaurelia, 588 nucleotides long. NCBI's taxonomy places the organism in Eukaryota, Ciliophora, Oligohymenophorea, Peniculida, Parameciidae. The record is from the annotation of a GenBank genome assembly.